This is a messenger RNA of Stylonychia lemnae, 723 nucleotides long. The record is from the annotation of a GenBank genome assembly. NCBI's taxonomy places the organism in Eukaryota, Ciliophora, Spirotrichea, Sporadotrichida, Oxytrichidae.
AUGGACGAUUUGAAAAGUUUAGUUAUUCAGUCACUUGAAGAAGAGGGCACUCUUUCAGCUCUUAGAGCCUAGCUCAGAUCCCGUGUAUUCCAUGCCAUAGAGGCACAUGCUGACGAGAAGUCCAAGCAAGCAGCAGGCUUUUAAUGGUAGAACCCCACUGCUCAGAGAAUACAUGAAAACGAGGAGUCGAAGCUUGUAGCAUAGCUCAUUAAAGAGUACUUGGAGUUUUACAGAAUGGACUAUACACUCAGUACCUAUGUUCCAGAAGUAGCUCUCUAGAAUCAAGAAGCUUUAUCCAGAGAUGAGUUAGUCAAGAAGACUGGCGUCCAAUUGCCUAAGGAUAAUAAUUCUUAAUCAAGUGCUCCUAUUCUCGUUCAACUAUUGAGACAAUUAAAGCAUGAAUAAACAAAGCCAAAUGAUGUUGUGCAGGCAAUGGGCUAACCAAAGAAAGAACAAAUAGAGGAAAAGAAAUAGCCUGCUUAGUAGUAGCAACAACAGCCAAGCGCCACUAAUAAAAUAAACAAUAAAGUUUAAAAUUAUGGAGGCAAGCUGACCCAGUUUGAUGACGAUAUUGAUGAGGUUAUUGAUGCAGAUGAUAACAACUUUAACAAAGAUGACUUUAAUGAUGGAGAUAUUGCUACUAGUGGCAGUAUUGCCUGCAUCGACUAGAGUAUUGACACCUAGAGACUUGGUGAUUAUGAUUACAUGGAAGAGAUCAGCUGA